This is a messenger RNA of Notothenia coriiceps (black rockcod), 1574 nucleotides long. RefSeq names its product vezatin, adherens junctions transmembrane protein (gene vezt). The record is from RefSeq and is a predicted model, not a curated record. Gene Ontology annotation, cellular component: plasma membrane. The transcript has 8 exons. Bases 141 to 1544 code for a protein of 467 amino acids. Gene Ontology annotation, biological process: cell-cell adhesion. NCBI's taxonomy places the organism in Eukaryota, Metazoa, Chordata, Actinopteri, Perciformes, Nototheniidae. Gene Ontology annotation, molecular function: myosin binding.
GAGAAACGAGCAUUAUGGGAAUAGUAGUCUUAUGCUAAGUUUAGCAACCGGCUAACUACCAACUUCUCAGCGGCAUUCUUGACAACUGUCGCCUACAACUUCAGUAUGCAACACGGGCUGUGUAUAGAUGGCGGAGAGCAAUGACUGAGGAGUUUGAUGAAGAUGUGGUAUUUGAGAACUCCCCUCUUUUCCAGUACCUGCAUGAUCUAGGGCACACAGACUUUGAGGCAUGUCCAACGGCAUCACAGGAGGACGAAUAUGGCGGAGACCUCACCCCUUCCGACGAAGAUCCGCACAAAACUUCAGGCGGUCGCCUAUGGAGACUGGCUGAAGCGUUGUGGAGAUGGAGUCCGAAUCAGCAGGCUGCAUCUCGUAAGAUGGGCCAGCAGCUGGAUGGUGUAUUCGGCCAGUACUCGGUGAAGUGCAUUCUGGACCAGGAUGUGCUGCUGCAGGAGGACGUGGAGCUCAUCGAGCUGUUGGACCCCAGUCUGCUGACCCUCAGCUCGUCUGCCUCCGGAUCAUCAAGCCGAGCGAGCACUCUGCCCCGACCCAGCCUCAUCGCCAAGCCCUCCCUACGGGACAUGGCGGGUCUGGUGGGCCUGGCUGUGGUGCUGCUGGGGCUCUGCUCCGUGUCUGGGGGCUUGUGGUCGCUGGCUGCGGCCCCGUGGGGCCUGGCUCUGCUGGGCUGGGGGGGGCUGAGGGGGGUCACGCUGUGGAGACAGGGCCGCAUGGAGAGAGCUGUCCACACGCGGGCCGCGCAGCUUCAGACUCUCGUCCACAACAGUAAGACUCUGACCGGGCUGUCCCGCAAAGCCCUGCGCCUGGUGCAGGAGACGGAGGUCAUCUCCAGAGGGUUCACCCUGGUGAGUGCAGCCGGCUCCUUUAGCAGGGCGGGACCGGGGGUGGUGCCACGAGGCCAGCAGCUGAUCGGACUGAGGAAGGCUCUGUACCGGGCCCUCCGCACCGCCUUCAGAGCCUCACGUAGAGCCACCUGUCACAUGCUCAAGGCGUUCCCUCUGAACUCUGAGAUUGAUAAUGUGACCAACUACGUGUCUGCGGUGCCUCUGAAGGAGCUGGGGCUCGGCCUGGGGAUCGAGCACCUGGGGGACGAGCAGGCCCAGGAGCUGACGGACGACUACAGCCUGCCGGCCCUGAAGAUGCUGUUCCAGCUGUGGGUGGGACAGAGCUCUGAAUGUUUCCGUCGCAUGGCUCUUCUCCUGUCACCCCGAAGAAUCGAGGAUCCAGAAGAGGGUACGCCCAACGGAGACACAUCACCUUCUCCUCCUCCUCCUCCUCCUCCUCCUGCCCCCCCGCUGCACCGCUCCAUUGUGGCAGUGACGGAGCCCCUCCAUCACGCUCUGGCCAGCUGCCUCUGCGAAGUGCAGCGCAGCUUUGACUUCCAUCGACACUUUGAGACACAGCUGAGGACACCGACAGGCUCCGACAAGACGGGGACAGUCAGGGAGAAAUGCAGAGAGCUCAACACCCUGCACACCUCCAUCAGAAGCCUACAGCUGCACCUCAAGGCCCUGCUCAGCGAGUGAGACACACACACACACACACACACACACACA